AUGAAAUUGGAAAAGACAUGGCAGGACAUGAAAAAAAGUGCAAAAAGAAAAAAUUCUCAAUUGAAAAAAUAUAUGGGCGGAACUGGAGGGGGGCCAUCCAGACCACUAAUCUCAGAGGAAAAUGAGGCAGUGCUAAACAUUAUGAACACUACAUCAUAUGAAGGGGACCCAAACAUUCAAGAAUCUGACUCAAGAAUCAUUUUUGAAUAUGAAGUUGAUAAUGGAAAUAACGAAAAUGUAAAUACAAUUAAUUACAAUGAAUUACAUUCAUCCCCUCCGUCUCCAAAUGUAGCUGAUUUACCUGUGGCUGGUCCAUCCGAAGACAAAAAAAAAUAUUGUAGAAAAAGGGAAAACAAUUCUUAA
Messenger RNA from Brassicogethes aeneus, 363 nucleotides. NCBI's taxonomy places the organism in Eukaryota, Metazoa, Arthropoda, Insecta, Coleoptera, Nitidulidae. The record is from the annotation of a GenBank genome assembly.